AUGCCCACCGCCAACUUGGCUUCGUCCUCCUUGUCACGGCGCAUAAUCGCCUCUCCCUCACUUGCCGCCAGGCGCUUGAAGCUCUCCUUGUCACGCAGCAGCGCGAGCACGGCGGCGCUGCACAGGUCGUCCUGCUGGCGCAGCAGUGCGGCGGUGAGUGGUGGCAUGAAACGACGCAUUCACAAGAGGUGCGUUAAUGCAAAUCUGACUUCUUUUCCCGUUUUUGCCUUGUUUUCUCUCGUAUGUUCUUCGAUGCCCCCGCGCGUAUUUUAUUUCCCUCUUCUUUUUUUUUCCCCCUCCUCCCCCCCUCUCCUCCGCGUCUGUGGGUGA
Trypanosoma conorhini is the source of this 330-nucleotide messenger RNA. RefSeq lists its product as uncharacterized. The record is from RefSeq and is a predicted model, not a curated record. Lineage: Eukaryota; Euglenozoa; Kinetoplastea; Trypanosomatida; Trypanosomatidae. Bases 1 to 330 code for a protein of 109 amino acids. The transcript has a single exon.